Molecule: messenger RNA, 4528 nt
Organism: Acipenser ruthenus (sterlet)
Lineage: Eukaryota; Metazoa; Chordata; Actinopteri; Acipenseriformes; Acipenseridae
Product: adhesion G-protein coupled receptor F1-like
Exons: 15
Coding region: 185-2917 (910 amino acids)
Biological process (GO): G protein-coupled receptor signaling pathway; cell surface receptor signaling pathway
Cellular component (GO): membrane
Molecular function (GO): G protein-coupled receptor activity
Source: RefSeq, a predicted model, not a curated record
AGGUGUGUCUUGUAUAAUACCUCUCUACUGCCAGAGGACUCCACAUGCCUUUGAAAAGUGUAACUGAACCACAUAUAUAUAUAAAGGGAUUUCUAAUACAGAGUCAAUACUUUUUUUUUACUGCAGGUUAUGAACAGAAGUCUUCACCCCCUAUGCGGAACAGAAAACUUGCAUUCAGAAAGAAAUGGCCAUGCAUGCAGUGAAUUUGUAUUCCAUAAUACUGCUUCUUUUAGUUAACUUUUCACAAGCACAAGUAUUACAUGGCUAUGAAGACCAGUACAAUUUAACAGUAGGAAGUACCUCUGUAAAUCAUGAAUAUCAAAUCCAUGCCCCUUUGAGGCAAAAACGCGAAGCAACUUCUCUUCAGGAAUAUGUUAUCGAUAUUGAGGUGUUUGUCACUAUUCCUGAUGAAUCCUAUCUAGAUGGACUGAAACAAUUCUUGAAGAAAAUACCAUAUCCUCUUAAUGUUGAACAAAAUGUUAAUGUUACAGAUGGGGUCCUUACAACAACUUGCACUCAAAAUGGUGAAUACACACAGUGCGAGUGUGAAAAAGAUUAUGCCUGGUCUUCUACAAUCUGCAACAAAUACAGAUCUUGCUCAGGAGAAUAUGCUAUCACCUGUGAUUGCAUCCAAGUGGCUUCACCAGAUGGACUCUAUUGCCUGGCAAAAUCUUUUUUUGUUCUAAAAAUGAGUUUUUCGAUGGAUAAAGAAUUUGUACCUGCUCUAAAUAAUAUAUCAUCCCCGGAAUAUAACCAGUACAAAAGUGACAUUGAAGAGGCAAUAAUUCAGAGUUAUUCUGGAACUGUAAUGGGUAUUCAGACAGUAGCAGUCACAGGUUUCAGAAGCGGCAGUGUUAUUGUAGACUAUGAGAUAGCAACAACUGGGACAUUAUCAUCCUCCAUCUUGCAGGCAGGAAACAACAAAAUAACAUCAUCUCUUCUUGAGAAAGGCUAUAACGUUAACGCAGCAUCUUUUACCGGAUUUCAAGGGUUAUGUAAUAACUCGGACUACGGUGUUGGACAGGACCUUGACAUAAUUAAAACAGCAUGCCCAGCACAACAGAUUGGAAAUAUCAAUGUACAAUGCAAAAAUGGGGAAUGGUGUAUCAUAGAGAACACAUGUGUAUUAAAAGAAAUCAAUAACAUUCUGUCUAACGCUCAGAAUCUGACAAACAGCCCAGAACCAGUAACUGAGCUACCCAUCUUAAUUGAACAGCUAAAUAAUACUUCAACAGUGUUUAAAAACAAUAUAACUUCAUCAGCUGCAACCAUUUCCUCAGUGGUUGAUAUAUUGACAAUCUUUUCAAACACUGCUAAAAAUGUCACCAUUACUGAGGCUGAAUUGGGGGGAUUUAUUGGAACAGUGAACAAUAUAAUAGGAUCGGAAUCAAUAAAAUCCUGGGAUGCCUUAAAUAAUCAAAAUGCUGAUAGUACCAGCUCUCGUUUAUUGCAGUCAGUGGAACUUUUCGCUACGUCAUUCUCUACAAAUUCUUUUUUCAAACUAGAAACAAACAACAUUAAAUUGAAUGCGAUUAAAAUAACUAACAAUGACAUUGCAUACAAUGAGAGCUUUAAAUUUAAUAAUACAGUCCAUGGUAGUGUAUCUAUUCCUUCAUCAGAACUAAGCACUCUUCCUGUUAUCGUUAGCAUUGCUUACUUAAACAUUUCAGACAUCCUCCCACUCAGAAACAACACAACAAAAGGAAAAGUAAAUGGCAUUGUGUUGACGACAGUAGUGAAUAGCGUAAUUAAAAAGGUUUCCUUGGACUUUGAAAUGAAAAACACUUUUUUGGAUAAACCUGAGUGUGUCUUUUGGAACUUCACUCUCUUCAACAACACAGGAUCAUGGGAUACGUCUGGCUGUACAUCAGUGAUAUUGGGAAACAACGUUCGCUGUCAAUGUGAACACUUGACUUCCUUCUCAAUCUUAAUGUCACCCAAAGACCCGUGUAAAAUAUGUACUUACAUUACUUAUAUCGGAUUGGGCAUCUCCAUAGGAAGCUUAGUCUUGUGCCUCCUUAUUGAAGCAAUUGUAUGGCACAGUGUGAACAAAAAUAAAACCUCUUACAUUCGACACGUUUCAAUUGUGAACCUCGCUUUAUCUUUGUUGAUCGCUGAUAUAUGGUUCAUCAUAGGGGCUGCGAUUAAUGCAAACACAGCAGCCUGCAGUGCAGCCACUUUUUUUACUCACUUUUUCUACCUGGCCUUAUUCUUCUGGAUGUUAACUUUAGCUAUUCUGCUUUUCUUCCGAGUAAUCCUGGUCUUCAAAGACCUAGGCAAGUCACAAAUGCUGGCAAUUGCAUUCUGCCUUGGCUAUGGCUGCCCACUUAUUAUUGCUGUUAUCUCGGUAGCUGUUACUGCCCCUAAGAGUAAUUACACAAGAACAGAUGCAUGUUGGCUCAACUGGGAUAACACCAUGGUCCUUCUUGCUUUUGUUAUACCUGCCCUGGUCAUAAUUACCAUCAAUUUGAUCAUACUGAUUGUGGUAAUUGUCAAGAUGCUAAGAAGAACUAUUGGAGACAUGUCUAGGGCUGAAGAAACAAGCACCUUAAAAGUAGUUGCUAGAUGCAUCGCCAUCUUAACACCAUUUCUUGGUCUUACCUGGGGAUUUGGAAUUGGAACAUUGCUUGCACCUGACAACGAGGGAAUCCAUGUUGUGUUCACAGUGCUCAAUGCAUUUCAGGGAUUCUUUGUUCUAGUCUUUGGAACCCUAUUGGACAGUAAGAUACGAGAUGCACUGCUGAAGAAAUUUUCGAUAUCAAAAUACAGCUCUCAACAAACAAGUACAACUGGUGGUAUUUCGAGUGAUAGAUAUAAUAUCUUUGGCAAAAAAAAAAUCCACAGACUGCAUGAAGUCACAAACUCAAGUGAUUCUCCAUUAAAUAUUGGAUUCUAUUCUAAGUUAAAUCAAAAUUAAUAAACAUAUUAAUUGAGCAAUAGCUCUAAACUGUAAAGACACUGAAAUAUCUUUGCACAUAUCUCUUGAUGUACAGUAUAUUAUAAUUCUGGCUUCUGUUUUUUUAAAAUAUAAAUUUCACAUUUCAGUGCCUAUUAAUGCAAAUCUGUAUAUUUGUCAAGUUAUGCAACUUUGAGUACUUUCAAUAAAUACUGUGCAUACUUUAGUGCUAACUUAUGGGCUAUGCAUUAACUAGAGCUUUACAUUUUAACUAUAAUGUUACUUUGAACUACUGUACAAAAACUUGUUCUUUUAAUAAAAAGAAAAACAACAAUUAUUCUUUUUUGCUUUAUUGACCACAAACAAUAUGGUCAUGAAGCAAAUAAACACAGGAACAGAACUUAUAUAUUUUGAAUUCCAACACUGCAGAUGAAAAGAUGAAAAGACCUGCAUGCACAUGGUAUAUAUUUAUAAAGCAAUUAUGGUAGAACUUUGGAUUACAGUGCACAAAUAACUAUGUAAUUACUGUGUAAUUUUAUGGUAAUAAUCCAGUUUUACUGGGUAAAUGCCAAUUGUUUUCCGUUCUUUCAUUGUAACUACUGUUGGAAUAGGCUGGAAUACUGUAACUGAAUAACUCAUUUAUUUGCUGCCUGUUUCUCAUUGCAAUCAGUAACUGCAUUAAUGAGAAAACCACUUUAAGACGACAGGCAACAGCACAGCACCUUAUCACUGAGAAAUAGGAGUAUAUCCAUUUAGGUAACAGUAAAUUGUUAAAACUGUAAUUAUAGAAGGACACAAGACCAUUUCCAUUGAACUAUCUACUUAUUCCAACAGUAGUUACAAUGAAAGAACGGAAGACAAUUGGUAUUUACCCAGUAAAACUGGAUUAUUACCAUAAAAUUACAGGGUAAUUUUACAGGGUAAGGUGUUUAUUGCGAACCGAUGCAAUACAAUGCGUACUUCAAGCAAAGUACCGUCUUCUUUCAUUGGAACUUCAGAUCCAGAGAGCUGCCGUGUUCAUCAACACAGAUUGACCUCUUUGUUGAAAAUCGAUAAGUAUUCAGCACAUUAAAUACUUUAUGACUCGAGAAAUUAACUGUAGCAAAUGCUAUCAAGUUAGUGGAUAAACUGUUCUAGGAAUAGAAUAUUACUUCUUGUUUUAGAGUGUGUAAGAAAUGUAUUUUGUUUGUUGAAAUGUGCAACUCAAAGGAGUUGCCUCGUAAAUGCAGAGAAUUUGAUCAUUGCCCCAUUUCUCAGUUAAUUUGAAUAUAUAAUCAACUAAGGUUGAUAACAUAUUAAUAGUUUGGUACAUCAUGUCUAAACUAAAUUAACACAGUAAAACUAAUUUGCUAAAUUAGGUACUGGAAUGUUGGAUUCCGUUCUGAAUGGGAAGUUGAAUUAAUUCUCGUGCAUAUUGAUAUGAAUUACAACGAGAAACGCGUAUUGAAAAUACUAAUGCAAAGUAUACUAAGGCUGUAUGCUAAUGAUGUUAUGGUCGUUGUAAUCGUUUGACUAUGUAAACAAUAAUAUUAUUCAAGCAUAUCUCUAACCAGUAGCUUUUUCUUUCUGCAAUAUUAGAUUAGUUGUGCACCCUUUUUUAUUCUUCAAUAAACUAUUGUUUUAUAUUUCUGA